Messenger RNA from Rhopilema esculentum, 3543 nucleotides. RefSeq names its product low-density lipoprotein receptor. Gene Ontology annotation, molecular function: calcium ion binding; protein binding; hormone binding. Gene Ontology annotation, cellular component: apical plasma membrane; plasma membrane; signaling receptor complex. Gene Ontology annotation, biological process: receptor-mediated endocytosis. Lineage: Eukaryota; Metazoa; Cnidaria; Scyphozoa; Rhizostomeae; Rhizostomatidae. The record is from RefSeq and is a predicted model, not a curated record.
UAUUUUUGGCAAAUCGAGCCUUGGCGUUCUGGUAAAAUUGUGUUCUCAUAAUAAAGAGGUAUUUGACAUCAAGUGCCUUGAUAUCAUUUCUGUGAUAGCACGGAGUACGGCAGGGGGCGUUUAGUUUCGUCCUGAAGAAACUGAAAAAGGACUUUCUGUUUGUACACUAUUCAAGAUUAUUUCUCUGCCUUUUAAUUCGGCUGGCGUCCUUAGGCCUCACGGCGGCUACAGAAAUGGGUUCAUGCCGCGAAAUGACGUAAUUUGCAAUCGUGCAGAUGAUGGUUCGAUCUGAUGAUAUCAGGAGGUUUUCAUCACCGUAUUAAUAAACAAAGAGAAUCCCCUUCAAGCUGCGAUUGUCACAACAAUCGUAAUAAAUUUCGAAUUUUCAAUUAGAAAUACGUAGUUUCUUCUUGACCAGGUGCGCUGUUGAGGUUAGCUGAAUUUUUUGUAGCAGGACUUGCUGCAGCAGCUUUUGUUUUGCAGUAUGAAUUUCAAGGAAGCUUUUCUUUGCAUUUCGGCAAUGUUUUACAUCGCCAGUUGUGGUGCUAAAAAGUGCAACACAGUGACGGAAUUUCAAUGUGAGAACGGCCAGGGGUGCAUUCACAAGUCUUGGCGAUGCGAUGGGGAGGACGAUUGCAAGGACAGGUCAGACGAGCGAAACUGCAAGAGACAGCGCUGUGAAGAAACACAAUUCAAGUGCAAAAACAAAAAAUGCAUUUCGAAGUCGCUGCGAUGCGAUUCUGUUGACCACUGCGGAGACAAUUCGGAUGAAGUUGGCUGUUCUACGUUCCCGUCAUUUUCUUGUAACUUUGAAGGAGCAUUUCGUUGUGCCGGAACUGACAACUGUAUCGACGGAAAGAAUGUCUGUAACAAACAUAAGGAUUGUCCAAACGGAGACGACGAAUCGAAGGACUGUGGUGUGGACGAAUGCCUUGUCUCAAAUGGCGGGUGCUCACAAAUCUGCCACGAUUUGGCUAUUGGAUUCAAAUGCUCAUGCAAGCCUGGCUUUGUGCUGCAAAAUGACGGCAACUCCUGCGCUGAUAUUGAUGAAUGUGCUACCUAUGGUACAUGCGAACAACAAUGCCAGAACACUGCUGGUUCAUAUAAGUGCCAAUGCACCAGUGAAUACACACUACAACCAGAUGGCAGGUCUUGCAAAGCUAAAGGCAAAGAGCCUUCCUUGAUGAUUGCUAAUUUGGUCGACAUUUCGCAGUUUAGCUUGGAUGAUGCUGAUAGCAGCCGUAUUGUCUAUGGCAAGGCAAUGGGAGGCUGCCUCGCUAUGGAUGUCAAUCCUCAUGAUGGACAUGUUUACUGGGCAGACUACGUCAAGAAAACCAUAUCACGUGUCCACUUAAAUGAUACAAAAAAUGUUGCUGUAAUCGUGAAUGGAAAGUUAACACGUGCUGAAGGAAUUGCAGUUGAUUGGAUAGGGAACAACAUCUACUGGACAAAUGCAGAUGAGGCUAAAAUUGAAGUAUCCGAUGUAAAUGGACGUUUUAGGAAAACCUUGUUCGAUACUGGACUACAAAUGCCAAGGGGCAUUGCAGUUGCACCAGCUAAAAGGUUUGUUUUUUGGAGUGACUGGGGAAGUAAUCCGAAAAUCGAAAGAUCAAGCAUGGAUGGCGCUGAUCGAAAAACCAUUCUUGGAUCAGAUACAUUGAGAUGGCCUAACGCUGUUGCAGUUGAUCAGUUGCUCAAUCGACUAUACUGGGUUGAUAGUGGCAAUGGGUAUAUUGCUUCAAGUGAUUUUGAUGGAAAAGACGUGAGGCAGAUAAUUACCUCCAACACCGUGUCAUCGUUUGGUUUGGCUGUUUUUGAAGGCUCUCUGUUUUGGACCCAGACUCGGGGAAAUGUGUUCAGAGCCAGCAAAUUUGAUGGAAGAAACAAGAGAGAGAUCAGAGGAGCUUAUUUCAAGCCAUACACUGUCCAUAUAAAUCAUGUUGCCGCCAAGCCAAAACACAAAAAUCCUUGUGAGAAGAAAAAUGGCGGCUGUGAACAUCUCUGCCUCCUGAGCUCGGUCACGGACCAAGGGUAUUCUUGUCAAUGUAGGAAUGGCUUUGUCUUGAAAGCUGGUCAGAAAGAUUGCAGAAUGAAUUAGGUAAAGAAAAGUGUUCCUAGAAAUCCGAUUGCUUUUCCCAUGAUUGCGAUGACUUUUCUGCCAUACCAGUGUAUACGUCUGUCAUACGCCAUAUUUUGUCGUGCGGUGAAUUGCUUGUUCUUUUUCCGAGCUUAGUAGAUGUUGCUUUGAACUAAAAUUCAUUUUGUUCAAAUAUUGUAUAUAAACUAUAUGUUCUGUCAAAUAUAUACACUUUAAUUAGAGGUUAACCAAAUCUGGAGGAUGAACAUCUUUGGUGUUUUACAAUCCUUGCGACCCUCGCUGAUUUUUCGCUACCGUCGUUUUUAACCAGUCCGAGUCGCCGCUUCCUGAUUAGAACGACGCACAACUCGAUUCUGAAUAGGUCUGAUAAAACGCCCCAGUGCAUACACCAAUUCGACUUACGACCUCGUUUUGGAAAUUUCUUCAAACUUAAUUAGACGACUUUUUUAAGCUCAGAUUUGGUUUUAUCGUCAUAAUUUUAGGCGGAAUACCAUUUUUCAUAUUGUUUGAGCUUGUAUUUAAGAUUUAACCGAGAAAUGAAGUUUGAAAACUUGUAAGGGAUUUGACCGCAAAAAUCGUUCCGGGGGAAACUUUAUCCCCUUAGUCGCCAAUCACGGUCAAAUCCCUUAUAAAGUUUUUAUCUUUAUGUCGUCAUAUAAUCAAUAUCGUGAGCAAUAUCAUAAUGAAAACUUACAAGUAGAUUAAAAUCAUUGCUGUCAAUCCGAAUCUGAGGUCAAAAUUUUUGUACAAAAGAAUUUGAAGAAUUUUUCAAAAUGAGGCCGUAGGUCGAAUUGGUGUAUUGAUUAGAUCUCCGUUUGUACACUGCUCUAUUCUUUUUAAAUUAAUUUCGACAAGAUAAAUUGAGCUUCUUAUUUUAUCUUGAUUUCGACCAUGUCAAAAAAUCUCUCUUUUAAGAAGCUGCUUGUCUCCAAUAUUUUAGCGGACGUUUAUGUAAUAUAAACUUGAUAAUUCAACGUAAGUAAUAUUGCACGUUGAGCGUAUCUUGCGUGCAGAGAGUGGCAAGUGUGCAGAGAGUGGCCAUUGUGCAGAGAGUGGCCAGAGUGCAGAGCCCAUCCUGCGUGCUAUCUACGUGCAGAAUAUGUUCUUUAGCUUCUUACAAGAGUCUGCACGCAAGCCAGUAAAACAUGGAAAUAUCUUUGAUGGCGUUGAUUUAAGGCAUUCCAAGUGAACUGAACAUAACUUUUUGCAUGGCUGUUUCUACAAAAAGAACUAGAAUCUCUAGAUGCAGAUUGGAUGUUGUAUUUUCAGGAUCUUUUAUUCCUGUAUAGAAUAUUUUUUUCGCUAUUAUAUUGUAUGGUAUCGAGUAUUUAAUCGCAGCAUGUAAAGAAUUUUGUUUGGAUUUUUCUUAAAACAUAAUUUUGUGUGUUGGUCUUGUUUUCCAUUUCAUAUAAUUAGUUUUUAGUGAAUAGAUACUCUCGUUUUCA